Plasmodium malariae is the source of this 4236-nucleotide messenger RNA. It is a transcript of the gene CCp4, whose product is annotated as LCCL domain-containing protein, putative. Lineage: Eukaryota; Apicomplexa; Aconoidasida; Haemosporida; Plasmodiidae. The coding region runs from base 1 to 4236 and encodes 1411 amino acids. The record is from RefSeq and is a predicted model, not a curated record. The transcript has 3 exons.
AUGAAUAACUUUUUUUUUUCAAUAAUAUGUAUACUAUUUAUUACUUACUUGUGUAAAGGAAUCAUCAAUAAUUAUCCAUCUAAUAAUAAAAUAUUUUUAAAAUAUAAAGGCUCGUAUUGUUUAUACCCUGAGAAUAUUAUUGAAAAUAAUAAAUUUGAAAUAUCAUCAGACAGUUGUGAUAAAGUAGCUCAUGAAAAUGAGUUGAUUCUUCAUGUUGUUCUUUCUUUCCUUUUCAAGGGAAAAAUCACUUGGUUAUCCUUUAACGACGGAAGAAUACGCACUCAGAACGGAUUGUGCCUAAAAACUUAUAAAAAUAUUUUAGUAGUAUCAACAUGCUCUCCUAAUCAAGAUGAAAAAUCUGAAAUAUGGAAAAUAGACAAAGAACAACAAUUGAAAAAUGAGAGCAAUAAAUGCGCCCAAGUAGCUGGGAAUAAGUUGUUUUCUUUUACUUGUAAUUCCCUAUCUUCUACUGGAUUUGAAAUAAUACCUUCUACCCCAGAUGAAUUGAAUUUAAUGAAAAUAAGAUAUGCUCAAAAAAAAUUACAAAAUGUGAAUACAGAAUAUUUAGAAAAACUUCAUAAAAAAUCAAAUAUAUUAAUUAGUAGCUACAAUCAAUUAGAAAAAGAAAUAGAUUACAUUUUAAAAACAGAUAAAGAAAUGAAAAUAGAAAAGGAAAAAAUCAUAAAUUUAAUGAAUGAUGUAAAAUCAAUAGUAAAUACCGCUUCUUCAUUAAAAGAUUAUGGAACAGGGGCUCUAAUGAAAAUAUAUGAUAGUAUUGAUGUAAAUUACAAAAAAAGUUUAUUGAGAGUACCACUGGAAAAAUUGCAAGUAAACGAGGAAAUUUUAAGUGAGUUAGGAAUUGAAAAGGGAGAAAUAAAAAUUAUAAUUCAGAGUUUUUUGAAUGUCUCAGAUAGUAAUAAUUAUAUUUUUGUAGCAAAAAAUAUAACAGGAAAUCUUAUUGUCAAAUUAGAUAAUAAAGAAAUUAUUGCAAACAUAGAUAAGCAAACUAAUACAACUAUAAGUAGCCCACUUGUGUUCUUACCAAAAAAUAAAAUAGUACCUAUAUAUAUUGAAAUAUCAUCAUCAAAAGAAGGAAAAAAUUACUACAAACCAUCUUUUACUUUGUACUGGAGUAGUAAAAAUCUUCCUGAACAAAUAAUAAAUUCUUUAUAUUUAUAUACCACCACAUACGAAAAAGUGUGCUACACACCAUUGCAAAAAAAGAUAUACUGUUCAGAGACAUUCGAAGCUCUGCCGAAGAAAAAUCAGGAGUUUCAGUUCUUAUGUCCUUCUGGCUGUUUCGAUAGAGGGGAAUAUCCCAAACAUAAGGAGAAAAAAAAUAUGACAACGGAAACAGCAGCAGAAAAUGCUAAAGUGCAAACAACAGAAGUGGACACAGCAGAAGCCGAAAAAACAGAUGCUGAAAAGGAGGAAAUGGAAAGAACAAACGCGGGAAUUAACUGUUAUGAAUUGAAAUCUAGCAUGUGCGCAUCGGCGGUUAAAGCUAAUUUCCUCCCCAUGGAGAGUGAAGGUAUCAUAAAGGUAAUGGUGAAAAGCGUUAGAAACAAAGAAGGAAAAUACGAACAUUGUGGUGUUCUGAUACCAACUAAUAUUCAUGAUAACACGUUCAAAGGAAUAACAGAUAUCAAACUAGUGGAUAUGGAUGACUUCUUCCUUAACUUUGAUAAAAAUCGUGAAUUAUACAAAGGGUACAAAGGAAUUGUAACUGAUGAUAGACACUCAUUGUUAACAAAAACAGAUUUAUCUAAAAGAUACAUUUCUGAUGUUGAUAUAAAUUGUAACAAUAAUUUAAAAGAUAAUUAUGAAUUUGGUUCAGGUUCCUUCGUAGUAAAACGUAUAAAAUCAUCCGAAUUAAUAAAUAGUGAAAAAAGCAUAGUUGUAGAUAUGUUUUCAUUAUUUGAGAAAUAUAGUAGUGACGAAAAUAAAUUACCUAUAUAUAUACCAGGAUGGACUAAAAAAACAUGUAACAAUAUUCAAUUAUAUAUUAAAUACGGAAAACCAAAUGAUAUAAUGAAAUAUCCAUCUAGGCUUUUAUCAUGCGACGAUACAUUUGAAAAUAUCAAUUUUAAUGAGGACGAAAUGAUAGUUGGUCGAUGUUUACCUUCUUGUAUUAAUGAUAAGGAAGUUUACGGUUCUUUUAUCUAUGCUCCAAUAUCACCCAUAUGCAAAUCUGCAAUACAUUCUGGUAUUAUAACUAAUAAAGGGGGGUUAAUAGAAAUAAGGAAACUUAAGAAUAUUACUCAAUCGUUUAAUAGUACCAUAAGUAUAACACGAAAUAAUAUUAAAGCUACAAUAACGGAUAUGAAGAAUAAAGAUUCCUACUAUAUAACAAAACCUAACGGAGUCAUUUGUAAUUUUCCAACAACUUCAUACAAUACAAAUGAAUCGUUAAACUCUGAUAAUUACAAUCAGGGAGAUGAUUUAUUUCCUUCUUUCAUCCAAUUGAACUCAUAUAUUCUUGACAAUCCCCCUGUUACUUUAGUACAUGAAAAACAUGCAGUCUUACAAAACCAGUUACUUAAUAUGCAUAAUAUAUAUAACACAAAAAAUUAUAAAGAAAAAAUGUUUGCAAAUCGGAAGCAGAAACAGGAAGUAGGGCAAAUAACCUCCAAUACGUUCGAGGAUCAAACAUUAAAAAGCGAAUUUUUCACAUUUAAGGAAAAUUAUGAAAAGGAAAAAGAACACUUCCAAAAUUUGGCAAAGAAACAUCAAAGUAUUUUUUCCAAUUUAUUUAUGAAAAAAAAAUUUAUAAAUGGUUUUAAUAAAACAUUAGCAGGGGUGAGAUCUGAACAGAUUGAUUAUCAGUCAUUCCUCAAAAAAGAAGAAUCUAUUAUUGCAUCUUUAGUAAAACAAUUUCAUAUAAUUACAAACAAGAAGAAAUUUCUCAUAGAAAGACUAGAAAAAUCUUUAGCAAAUGUUAAAGCAGUAACUGUCCAAACGUUUACAGAAAAAUAUAAUUCAACAAAUAUUAAUGAUAAUUAUAUAGUAACAGAUAGUAAUAAUGCGAUAUAUUCAUCAAAUUGGACAUCCAAAUGGAACAUUGAAAAAUACACAAACGGAAAUCUCUUUUCAUCCAUAACUAAUGAUAGUUUGAUAUCAUCAAAUGAGGACCUGUAUGGCUCUUACAUACUUUAUAGAUACACAAAACUCUACAAAGGCUUUAUUUCAUUAGACGUAAAAUUACCGUACGAAGGAGAUGUUGGUAUCAUUUUUAAAUAUAAAGAUUAUAAUAAUUACUCAAAUUUUAUAAUAAAUAAAAACGAAUUCUAUUUUAUUCAAGUUCUUGAUGGAAAAAUAGGUAAAAAAGUUAAUUCGAAAGUAAUUCAUAACUCAUCAUAUCAGCUAGCCAAUUGGACAAAAAUUUUUAUUGAAUUCGGUUAUAAAAAUAUUAGGGCUUAUAUAAAUGGAAAAUAUGCCUUAGGAUAUGAAUUAAAAAAUGAUACAUUGGGCUUGUUAGGUUUUGGCGUAAAUAAAUGUAAAGAGAAAGUAUUUAUUGACAAAAUUGUUAUAGGUUCUCUUGACCAGGCUAAGUAUUACAAAAUAGGAAACUACAAAGAAAUUAGCACAAAUAGUCAAUACAACACUGAGAAGGAGAAAAAGGCACUCGAAAUGGAUAUAGAAAAAAGUGGAAAAAGCGAAAACAACGAACGCAGAAAGAUCGAAAGAAAAAAUAUAGAUGAACCAAAUCAAAAAGUAUGCAGAGAAUUCGAGGAAGAGUUUAACGUUCCACUAGAUACUAAUUGGAUAGUACCUUCGAAUUCUUUUUGGAAAAUUCAUGGGGGUUUUAACUUGAGCUCUAUUUGGGGUGCUAAUAAUGGAAAGAGUACGGAAAAUAGUGAAAAUGGAGAAGGCAAUUUAGUUAUUCCCUCAAUUAUACUUCUGAAGAAACAGAACAUAUGUGCUGACAUGAAAUCCUUCACAUUUCAGUCUUCCAUUAAUUUAAAAAAGUUAUCAAAAUGUGGAAUAAUUUUUAGAGUUAUAAGAACAGACGACUUCCUAUCAGUUAUACUGGAUACAACCGAAAUGACAGGAAAAUUGUAUCUUCUCAAAAUUACAAAAGGUAUUCCGUAUCAAUUAAAUACACCCACACAUAUACCUAUUAACCCCAACACAUGGUAUAAUUUAAAGGUAUCAUAUAAUGGCUCUAGUGUCAGCAUAACGUUAAAUGAUGAAAUGAUUUUAAACUCAACGUUUAACGAACAUCUUAAUGACUAG